Molecule: messenger RNA, 1417 nt
Organism: Trichomonas vaginalis G3
Lineage: Eukaryota; Parabasalia; Trichomonadida; Trichomonadidae
Product: keratin-associated protein family
Exons: 1
Source: RefSeq, a predicted model, not a curated record
AUGAACAAAGUUUUGAAAUCUCAUAAACACAACAUCUCCGAUAUAAAUGAACUUCAAGCUACAUUAAAUAGUAAAGCGGACAAGAACCAUGUUCAUUAUAUAACUUCAGACGAACAGAUUAUAACGGACUACCAUGGAUAUUUAACACGAAGUGAUGAAGCGAAGACAAAAAAUGUUAAUGAAAGAAGAUAUAAAUACAUUCGUGCUAAAGGUUAUGACAUAAGCUGUACUGUACAGUAUGAUGUAGCUAAAGCACCAGAAGCAUUUGGUUAUACCGGUGAAAUUUAUGCCUCUACUUUCAAUGUUAACGGUGUAUUAGUUGAACCAAGAUUUAUGUUAAGAGUUAAGGCAAAAAUAACGUUUGAAGAUGCUAUUAAAAGUAAAGCUGACAAAGUUGAACUCGAAGCAACGAACAAAGUUUUGAAAUCUCAUAAACACAACAUCUCCGAUAUAAAUGAACUUCAAGCUACAUUAGACAGUAAAGCUGACAAGAACCAUACACAUAAAUCCUUCACUACUGUUAGAGCAGACGACAUAAUAUUGAACUUUGACCUUGGUUCAAGUGCACCAUUAGAAAAUCCAAGUACAAGCGUAAAAGAUACUCUUAACAGUUUAGAUAAGAGUUGCAGGAACAUUGAAAGUCAUGCCAGAAACUUUGAAGCAUAUGAACUACCAGCAAUGUUAGAUAAAAAAGCAAAUAAGACUCAUACACAUACAAGUUUUACAACUGUUGCUAUAGAAAGUAUUGAAGGAACGGUUGAAGAAACUGGUGGGGAGGGCGGAGCCCCGCCGCACGCGGCUGUAUUAUAUUGUAAACCUCCUAACUUUCCACAAGGUUUAACAUCGGAUGACGACAUAACGACGAUGAGAAACAUUAGAUGUAAAGAUGUUUAUGUCAUGAAGGAUGAACAUAAUAUUAAAUUCACUGCUCAAGAUUUAUAUGACAAGAAAGCAGACAAAACAGAGCUUCAAACAUUAAAGACAGAAAUGCUUCAAACAUUAUAUCCUAUAGGCUCUAUUUAUACGUCAAUGAACUCAACAAAUCCAGCAACAGUUUUAGGUUUUGGUACAUGGCAGCAGAUUGUAGACAAAUUCUUAUACUGUGCUAACUCUUCAAAGCAAACAGGAGGUUCGAAGAAAAUUACUGAAGCAAACCUUCCACCGCACACUCAUACAGGAACUACAAACACAACAGGUAGUCAUUCACAUUCAAUAACAAAAAGAGGUUAUACAAAUCUUGCAGCAGGUUCGGAUAGACAGGGAAUGCAUAGAUAUGAUAUCACAACUGACCCCAAAGAUGUUAGCACAGGUAUUUUCUGUGGAACCGCAGGAAAUCAUGCCCAUACUUUCACAACAAAUCCAACAGGCUCGGGUGCAGAUUACAUGCCACCAUUUGUGACUGUAUUUGCAUGGUACC